Messenger RNA from Castor canadensis (American beaver), 1607 nucleotides. Its product is annotated as pre-mRNA-splicing factor SPF27-like. NCBI's taxonomy places the organism in Eukaryota, Metazoa, Chordata, Mammalia, Rodentia, Castoridae. Gene Ontology annotation, cellular component: catalytic step 2 spliceosome; precatalytic spliceosome; Prp19 complex. Gene Ontology annotation, biological process: mRNA processing. The record is from RefSeq and is a predicted model, not a curated record.
AUGAGUCACUAUUUAGUGUCUAAGUCUUUAAUUUUAAAUGUUGAUAAAUAAUAUUACAGAGACAAUUUUACAGCAUCCAACUACCACAGAUUAUUGAUAAAGAUAUUUAUACUCUGACCUGAGAGUUUAUGGAAAGUAAAGAAGUAUAUACCCUGGAUACAUGCUUGCAGUGUGAAUUUUCUGGGUAAUGGAGAGAGGGGAAUUCCCCAAAACCUGACAUGGUAUACCUGCACCCCCCCCACCCCCAAUGCCCAUUUUAGUCUACCUGAAGCUGAAAAUAAGGUAUAGUAGAAGAAAAACUGAGGACCAGCAAUAAACUAAAACAAUCUGGGAUGCCCAGGGUAAGGGGUCCAUCCUGAGCUACCUCUUUACCGUUUUUAGAGAAAAGUCAUUUCCAAACCAGAGCUACACAUGAAAGUUCCCAUCAAGUUUUUUUGACAGGGGCGUACUUGAGCUGUCCGCAAUGGCGGGCACAGGUUCAGUGGCCGGAGAGGUUGUGGUGGAUGCGCUGCCGUACUUCGAUCAAGGUUAUGAGGCGCCUGGAGUGCGGGAAGCGGCUGCGGCGCUGGUGGAGGAGGAGACUCGCAGAUACCGACCUACUAAGAACUACCUGAGCUACCUGACCGCCCCAGACUACUCUGCUUUUGAAACUGACAUAAUGAGAAAUGAAUUUGAAAGACUGGCUGCUCGACAACCAAUUGAAUUGCUCAGUAUGAAACGAUAUGAACUUCCAGCCCCUUCCUCAGGUCAGAAAAAUGACAUUACUGCAUGGCAAGAAUGUGUAAACAACUCUAUGGCUCAGUUAGAGCAUCAGGCAGUUCGAAUUGAGAAUCUGGAACUAAUGUCACAGCAUGGAUGUAAUGCCUGGAAAGUAUAUAAUGAAAAUCUAAUUCAUAUGAUUGAACAUGCACAGAAAGAACUUCAGAAGUUAAGCUGGGUAUCUCUGGUCAGUAAGAAUUAUGAGAUUGAAUGGACUAUUGUGCAACUGGAAAAUGAAAUCUAUCAAAUUAAGCAGCAACACGGAGAGGCAAACAAAGAAAACAUUCGGCAAGACUUCUGAAAAGGGCUGGUGGUGUGACUCACGUGGUAGAGCUUUUGGCUAGCAAGCGCAAGGUCCUGAGUUCAAACCCCAGUACUCUCACACACACACAAAAGACUUCUGAAAAGACUAAUUUGGUGGGUAGAAAGGAAGAAAAGUUGAGCUUUCACAAAAUAUCAGGCAUCUGAACUAUGAAGGACAACAGCCUGUCACAGAAACCAUUGAUGGUGAGAUGUUUAGAAACCACAGAACAUGUGUACCAUUGUAUUAAUUCUAUUUGUAUUUCUUAGCAAAAUAAAGAUUUUCAACUUGGUGGUAAAAAAAAAAAAAAAGUUUUUUGACAGUACUGGAGUUUGAACUCAGGGCUUCACACCUGCUAGGCAGGUGCUUUCCUGCUUGAGGCAGGUCUCCAGACCUCAACUUUUUAUCUGUAAGUAUCCAACCUUUAUGUGCAGGAAAGAAAAGCAGUUGUAUACUCCUUGCCACUAUUUCCAGAGAGGAUUUCUGAUAUACAUUAUCUAACUCAUUUUAAUAUCAGUCCACAUACUAAAACACAUUUUAAUAAUGU